Cyclospora cayetanensis is the source of this 489-nucleotide messenger RNA. Its product is annotated as ubiquitin-conjugating enzyme E2 3-like. The transcript is spliced from 4 exons. The record is from RefSeq and is a predicted model, not a curated record. Gene Ontology annotation, biological process: protein polyubiquitination; DNA repair; proteasome-mediated ubiquitin-dependent protein catabolic process. Gene Ontology annotation, molecular function: ubiquitin conjugating enzyme activity. The coding region runs from base 1 to 489 and encodes 162 amino acids. NCBI's taxonomy places the organism in Eukaryota, Apicomplexa, Conoidasida, Eucoccidiorida, Eimeriidae.
AUGUCGACAUUUGCGCGCAGAAGAAUAGUACAAGACAUCUCGCGUAUAACGCGUGAUCCCCCACAUGGCGUAAAAGCGUCACCGUUUUCAGACAACAUGAUGUAUUGUCAUGCAAUCAUAAACGGACCAGAAGACACAAUGUGGGAGAGUGGCACGUUUCACCUGCUUAUUAAGUUCACGGAAGACUAUCCGACGUCGCCUCCUCAUGUUAGAUUCCUUACACGCAUGUACCAUCCAAACAUAUAUUCUGAUGGGAAAAUAUGCUUGGACAUCCUUCAAAACCAGUGGAGCGCGAUGUAUGAUAUUUCAGCAGUCUUGACAUCAAUUCAGAGCCUUCUGAAUGACCCCAACCCGGACUCUCCCGCCAAUCCCCAGGCGGCUAAAACGCUCGUCAACAACAAGGUUGAGUACGACCGACUUGUACUGGAAUGCGUUGAGGACAGCUGGUUCAUUCCAUCCCUGCCUGAGGGGACGUUUGACGAGGAUUAA